AAAACACCAAAACCAACAAGUUGAGUAGCCAACUAUAUUGAAGAAUGGUGUGUACUUCUUUGGUUCCUUUGAAAGGAAAGUAACGCGCACCUCUUUAAUGGCAUGAAGCUUCCGGAAGACGAGAUUGUAGGUCGGGCUUAUAAUUUCCCGGAGGACUAUCGAGCUCAUCAAAAAGUACAGGUGGAAGUGGAAAAUAACAGUGCCGCUCAAUGGGGUGGAUGGAAGAAGCCGCAAACGGGAGAGGUGAAAAUCAAUUCGGAUGCGGAAACUCUUCGGGAGGGAGGUACCGGGAUUGGAGUAGUAAUUAGAGGAGUUGAUGGGAAGUUCAUUCUAGCCGCAACAAGGAACAUGCAAGGUGAGAUGCGGCCAGACACAGCCGAGGCGUAUGCGGCGGAAUUGGGAGCUCGACUAGCCCAGCAAUGCGAUGAGACACGGUUCAUUUUGGAGACAGAUUGGUUGUCUUUGGUCCAAUAGUUGAACAAUGUUGAAUGCCUCCAAAAUGAGAACGGGGUUAUUUGCAGGAGUAUUAGAAGAUAACUUGCCCAUGUCAAUGAAGGGAGAUGGCAGUUUGUGUCGAGGGAAGGAAAUGCAGCCGCCCAUAUUAUGGCACACACGAAGACAAGAUGGAAUGAGACGAUAGUUUGGGUCGAUCAACCAUCGAUUUAUCUUGUUGAUCAGUUAGUAUUGGAUAAUGUAACCACUGGUAGAGCUGUCAAAAUGUAACCCGACCCGAGUAACCCGCCCGAUCAAUCCGACCCGCAACCCGCCAGCAACCCGAUUUGACUAAAAGUCAAUGACCCGU
Molecule: messenger RNA, 802 nt
Organism: Linum trigynum
Lineage: Eukaryota; Viridiplantae; Streptophyta; Magnoliopsida; Malpighiales; Linaceae
Source: the annotation of a GenBank genome assembly